UAUUUAUUGGUGAACAACGGGAAGCAAUACAAAAAAAAUAUAAGAGAACAAAAAAAAUAAAUAAAUAUAAAGAAAAAAAAAACAGAAAUAAACCGACGUCAGACAAUACGUCAAAAUACACACACAAACACAUACACUCUCAACUCCCCGAUUUUGUUUUAAAUACAAUUUUAUUUUGCUACUAAAAGUAUUUUUCUAAUCUUUAUCAAAAAAAAAAAUUAUAUAUAUUUUAGAAAAUUAAUAAUUGAUAAUAAACCCCCGAAAUAAGGAAAAUUAAAUACAAUAAUUAAACACAAAAGUAAAGAAAAAUUAAAGAAAUUGUGUUGAAAAAACGUUAAAAUUAUAUUGGCUGCUUCUGCAGCGCUUAAAAAAAGUGUAUUUUUAUUUAACAAAAAAUAAAAGUUGCGUCAUCAUUAUUUUUUUUUAAAUACACAACUGUGCGUUUUUAUUUUGUACAACGAGUGUUAAAUAGUUUCUUAAAAAAUAAAAAGAAAACCUUUUCUAUUUUAAAACGAUUAAAUUACACGUUCCUGUAAGAAAAAAUAUUACUAUACAACAACAACUACUACUACUGUUCCUUUUUGUAAGAAAAAAAACACACACACAAAACAACAUUCUCUCUUGUCACUUGUCAUAAUGUCAGUGCAACAAUUUUGUUUACGCUGGAAUAAUCAUCAACCAAAUUUCAUUUCGGUCUGUUCAUCUCUACUACACAAUGGCACUUUGGUUGAUGUUACACUGGCUGCGGAAGGGCGCCAAUUGCAGGCUCACAAAAUUGUUCUAUCAGCGUGCAGUUCAUAUUUUCAGACCCUCUUCACAACAAAUCCCUGUCAACAUCCAAUUGUUAUACUAAAAGACGUCCAAUAUGACGAUCUUAAGACAAUGGUUGACUUUAUGUACUACGGUGAGGUGAAUGUGUCGCAAGAACAACUGCCGCACAUACUAAAGACGGCAGAAAUGCUUAAAAUCAAAGGUCUCGCCGAAAUGCCCACCGAUCCUGCCAAUUUAACAAAAUCUGACAGUAAAUCAUCUAAUGAUGCUACUGAAUUGGUGGGCAGUGGUGGUAAUAAUGGACAGUUAGGCGGUGGUAAUAGUGGUGGUGGCAGUAAUGCUGGCGGUGGAGGAAAUACCAGCAGUGGGGGAUUGGGCAGUAGUAGUGGUGGUGGCAGUGUAAGCGAUUCAAUAUGGGGUAGUACUGAGUCACAAUUUCAACAGCAACAACAGCAGCAGCAACAACAACAACAGCAGCAACAACAACAGCAACAACAUCAACAGCAUCAUCAACAGUUGCAGCAACAUCAUCAUCAGCAACAACAACAGCAGCAGCAACAGUUACACACACAAUUGCAAAAUAGUCAAACACAAACCUCACAACAACAGCAACAACAACAGCAGCAACAACAGCAACAUCAUCAGCAACAAUUGAGACGUACACCGUCUCCAUUAGGCGCUGGCGCCUCACCAGCCACCAGACGAAAACGUUUAAGAAAAUCUUCAAAUAAUGGAUCCGGUGAACGUACCAAUUCCGAAGAUCAUAACACAUCUUUAGAUGCCGCCACUGCUGGCGGCUUAACUUUAUCCCAAAUGAGUCAAAUGUCAUUUGGUGGUGCAGCUACAAAUAGUGCUCUCAGUGGUUUAGCUGCACACUCUUUGCACACAGCUAAAUUACUUAAAGAAGCCUCUAAUAACGAUCUUGAAACAAAUCCCCAGGAUUCUGAUAGUCUAGAUGAUACCCAUGGACAUGUACAUAUGCAAAUUAAACCCGAAGUUGAUAUGAGUGGAGUGCCACAAUCUAUGCCAUUGGAUAUAUCCGGCGCCACAACGCCCUCUGAACAUGAUGCUCCUAAUUCACAAUCCGCACAUUCAGAAGAUACAAAAGCCUCUCUCGGCCUAAGUUUGGCACAAUCCCCUCAACAGCAGCAGCACCAACAACAACUGGAAUCCCAUCAACCGCCACAACCAGCACAAAUGGGAACGAAACGCAAUCGUGUACUUACAAGACAACCACGUGUUAAACGUGACAGCGAUAGUCUAUCCAAUAAUCAAAUAUCACCAGAACCCACAACGGGUAGCUUAGAUUUUGAACCAUUCGGUGCAUCACAAACGCUUUAUUCAUCGGCCGUCCAUGGUUUGCAUCAUAUGCCAACGCAUCAUCAUCAUCACCAUCACGGUCAUGGUCAUGGUCAUCAUCAUUUGUUAACCGUACCACCGCGCAUUGAACGUCAUUCUUCGGAACCGGCACCAAGUCUAUCACCAAAUUCACCCCACCUUCUUAGUGUACCUCAGACGACACCAUUUUUGGUUAAACAACAUUCAGAUCCACUAUUACCUAGUCAACAUUCAGCUCAUCUGGCAAGCGGCAGUGGUGGUAGUGGUAAUCUUACCAAUCCUUUUGCUCCUUUACAUCGACAAUAUUCACAUCCUUUGACGGGAGCAGCAGGUACUUAUUUGGCCUCCAGUGCACCGUUACAACAUUCACAUCACAUAUCACUACCAGAAUCUAUAUAUGAGACGGCAUCACCACCACCAGCCGGCUCUUCGCAAUAUAUAGUCCCACAAACAAACACACAACCGCAGCAGGCUUCCUCUUCAUCAUCCAACAAUAAUAAUGCAACAAGUACUUCUUCCGCAAGUCCUACAAAAUCGAUAAGCUUGCCGCAGUUUACCACAACUUAUAUGGGAAAUGAAAGAUCUAAUUCGUCGAAUGUGGCUUGUUCACCGCCCAUACCUAGAGUUCCUACCGUACAAUUGGCCGAACGCAGUGCUUCAGAAGAUAAUGCAUCAUCUGCAACCGCUCAGACGUCUGCUUCGUCAUCGUCAACAUCAUCAUCUACAGUUAAUACAAACAAAUUUCGAAACUCAAAGUCAGCAUCGGCUGUUAUGUUAACGGAACGGGCUGGUGGUACAUCAUCAAGUGGUGGACAGUCGGGCUCAUUCGAACAUUUGCCAACAUUGCGUGUUAGAAACGAGGAAUUACAGAGAUCAGUAUCAUCUCCACAGGUGAGUGGUUAAUCGAAUCAA
Lucilia cuprina (Australian sheep blowfly) is the source of this 3021-nucleotide messenger RNA. Its product is annotated as protein kinase 4. The coding region runs from base 637 to 3012 and encodes 791 amino acids. The transcript is spliced from 5 exons. Gene Ontology annotation, biological process: regulation of transcription by RNA polymerase II. The record is from RefSeq and is a predicted model, not a curated record. Gene Ontology annotation, molecular function: DNA binding; protein binding. NCBI's taxonomy places the organism in Eukaryota, Metazoa, Arthropoda, Insecta, Diptera, Calliphoridae. Gene Ontology annotation, cellular component: nucleus.